Molecule: messenger RNA, 2382 nt
Organism: Manihot esculenta (cassava)
Lineage: Eukaryota; Viridiplantae; Streptophyta; Magnoliopsida; Malpighiales; Euphorbiaceae
Product: disease resistance protein At4g27190
Exons: 1
Coding region: 1-2382 (793 amino acids)
Molecular function (GO): ADP binding
Source: RefSeq, a predicted model, not a curated record
AUGGAGGUUCUCCUUGCCAUUGGAGGUACAAUUGCUGGUGAAAUUGCUAAAAACUUGGUGGCUCCUAUUUGGCGACCGUUUUAUUAUCUGAUUUACUACAAACAUAACAUCGAGAAUUUAAAAGAGGAGCUUCAGAAACUGGAUGACAAGAGAACUGAGGUGGGGCUACGUGUGAACAACGACAAAAACAACUUGCAUGGGGUUCAUGAUUCUGUAAUUCAUUGGCAAAAGAAAGCAGAUGACAUUGAUAGGAGUAGUAAAGCAUUUCUUCAAAAUGAAAUGAACAUGAACAAGUGUUUGAAUCGUUAUUCCUUGAGUAGAAAAGCUAAGAAGAUGACAGAAAAUAUGCUUGCUUUGCUUGAAGAAGCGAGGAAUUUUGGUGAAAUAGCCUAUCGUCAAAAGAUAGAAUUAUGGAUCAGUGAUGCUGAAGGCAUCAAGAAUUUUAAAUCAAGGGAAUCAAUUCUAGAUGACAUCUUGAUGGCCUUAAAGGAUGACGAUCUUCGUGUGAUUGGGAUUUGCGGAAUGAGUGGUAUCGGUAAAACCACUAUGGCAAUACAGCUUAAGAAAAUAAUGGAAACAGAGAAAUUGUUUGACGAGUUUGCUAUGGCAACCGUGUCUGAUACUCCUGACAUCAGAAAGAUCCAAGAUGAAAUUGCAUUUUGCUUGGGAUUGGAACUCAAGAAUGGUGAAAGUGAGGUGGUAAGCGCAAGCAAACUGCAUCAGAGGCUUACCAACUGUGAUAAGAGGAUCCUUCUAAUAUUGGAUGAUGUUUGGAAGGAGGAUGGUUUAGGAAAAAUUGGAGUUCCUUUAGGUUGCAGGAGCAAUGGAUGCAAAAUCGUGUUGACUUCACGAAAUGAAUUUGUGUGCUCUAGUUUGGGAAGUCAAAGAAAUUUCCUAAUGAAAGUUCUGAAUGAUGAAGAAGCUCUCGUUCUUUUCAAAGAGACAGCGGGCGACUCAAUUGGCCAUGAUUUACUCGACACGGUGAAGGAGAUUGUAAAUGAAUGUGAAGGCUUACCAAUUGCCAUUGUAACUCUUUCCAAGACAUUAAAAAACAAAAACAAACACAUUUGGAAUGAUGUGCUUCGACAUCUAAAGAAUUCUAAGCUGGAAGAUAUCUCAGGAAUGAAGGCAAAGGUGUUUUCUGCAAUUGAAUUAAGUUACAAUUAUUUGGAAGAUGAAGAGGCCAAGUCAUGCUUUUUGCUUUGUAGCUUGUUCCCUGAAGAUUUCGAUAUUCUGGUUGAAGAUUUGCUUGAAUUUGGAAUGGGCCUAAGGCUGUUUAAAGGUGUUGAAUAUGUGCAUGAAGGAAGAGAUAGGAUCUAUAAGCUUAUUGAUAUGCUCAAAGGGUCAAAUUUGUUGCUUGAAGGUGAUGACAAACGGAACGAGUCUGUCAAAAUGCAUGACCUUGUCCGUGAUGUAGCCAUAUCACUUGCCUCCAUAAAUAAGCAGUGGCACGCAUUACAAAGUCAAGCUAGAAUAAAAGAGUGGCAAGAUAAUGAUGGGUACAAAAAUUGCACUGCAAUUUCACUUCUGUGUGAAGACAUCAAAAAACUUAAAGAUCAUUUAAAGUGUCCGAAGCUUGAACUCUUACAGCUUUGGCAUGAUAGUCAGUUAGAAAGCCUUCCAACCAACGUGUUAGAAGGGAUGAAAGAACUCAAAGUUCUAUAUAUAGCCUCCUGUAUCCCAUCACUGCCACAAUCAAUUGAUGUCUUGAAGAAUCUUCAAACCUUACGUCUUUUGAAUGGUAGGCUAAACGAGAUGCAUACAAUUGGAGCUCUCGUUAAACUGGAAAUACUUGAAGUUCGUAGUUAUUGUUUAGAAGAGCUGCCAGCAGAAAUAGGAUCACUGAAAAAUCUAAGGUUGCUAAACCUGCGCAGGGUCAGGAUCCUUAGAUACAUUCCACCAGUUGUAUUAUUAAGGUUGUCCAAACUAGAAGAGUUGUAUCUUCCACUUAGAUAUAUGAUGAAAUGGGAAUGGAAGGAAGAAAAGAAAACCAAUGCAAGCCUCAGCGAGCUAGAGACUCAUCAUAUAACUGCAUUGCAUAUUACUGUAGUAAAUGCCUACAUUUCACCUAAAGCUUCAGUCUUUAGAAACUUAAUAAGAUUCCACAUUUUUGUAGGCGACUCAAAGGUUGAUAUUGUUCACAAAGAUUCAGAGAAUGUGUUGCAUCUUAAAGGAGAUGCAAGUGAUAUUAAAGGGAGUGGGAUAUGUGUUUUGUUGAGGGAAGUUGAAGUCUUGUAUUUGGAAGAAGUGAAAAAUUUGAAGAAAAUUGUAAAUGAGAUAGAAGAUAAUAGUUAUGCGGAUUUGAAGCGAGAUGAAUGUGUUGAUGCACUAGUAAGAAUUCCAGAGUCUCCAAAAAGUCGCCUCCCAUACUUAGCAAUUUAA